This is a messenger RNA of Fomitopsis serialis, 292 nucleotides long. RefSeq lists its product as uncharacterized. NCBI's taxonomy places the organism in Eukaryota, Fungi, Basidiomycota, Agaricomycetes, Polyporales, Fomitopsidaceae. The transcript has a single exon. Bases 54 to 272 code for a protein of 72 amino acids. The record is from RefSeq and is a predicted model, not a curated record.
GAGAGACAUUCAUCCGAUGACUCGGACUUGAUUUGUAGUGAUGCAUACCGCCCAUGAAGAUAAGAACUAUUAGAGGCCGAGUUCUAUUUAUGUCAAGCCUUGCGGCGACGCCGUGCAGUCACUGUGGCUCGACAGAUGUCGCUAGUAGUAGUAGCGCGGCGCCGUGUAGUACAUACUCAUACGCCAUGUACUACGGAUCCGAGAUCACAUGUGUAUGCUUCGACCGCUCGCGAUCGCAUGGACUGAAACCCGUCCCGUCCCAACAGCGAUAACCUGAGCUUAACACUUUUAG